UCAAAUAUCCAUACAAACACAAACACCAUUCCCAUUCCUUCUCAAUUUCUACCAUCUCCUGCAACAAUGGCCAGCUCUUAUUCUCCUCCUAAUGAUAGGAUUCUGUGGGUAGCUUUGCUAUUAGCAACCUCUCUAAUGUCUGCUUAUGCUGGUAAUUUCUACGAUGAAUUCGAUAUCACAUGGGGUGACGGUCGUGGAAAAGUCCUAAACAAUGGCGAACUGCUCACGCUCUCUCUCGACCAGUACUCUGGCUCUGGCUUCCAAUCGAAAAAUGAAUAUCUAUUCGGAAAGAUCGAUAUGCAGCUGAAGCUCGUCCCAGGAAACUCUGCAGGCACUGUUACUGCAUACUACCUUCGUUCGCAAGAAUCAGCGUGGGAUGAAAUUGACUUUGAAUUCCUGGGCAACCUUAGUGGGGACCCUUACAUUCUCCACACCAAUGUGUUCACACAAGGGAAGGGAAACAGAGAGCAACAGUUCUACCUAUGGUUCGACCCCACUGCAGACUUCCAUACAUACUCCAUUCUUUGGAAUCCUCGGCACAUACUUUUCUCAGUGGACACCACACCCAUAAGAGAAUUCAAGAACUCAGAGUCGAUAGGUGUCCCAUUCCCUAAGAACCAACCAUUGAGGAUCCAUUCGAGCCUUUGGAACGCUGAUGACUGGGCCACGCGUGGUGGGCUUGUCAAGACAGAUUGGUCUCAGGCGCCGUUUACAGCCUCGUACAGAAAUUUCAGUGCCAAUGCAUGCGUGUGGUCAUCAGGCAAGUCUUCAUGCAGUUCCAACUCUACUUCGACAGCUGACAAUGGAUGGCUAACACAAGAGCUUGACUCAACGGGCCAUGAAAGAAUCAAAUGGGUGCAGCAGAAUUACAUGAUCUACAACUAUUGUACUGAUUCUAAGCGUUUCCCACAAGGCCUUCCUCCUGAAUGUUCAAGUUCCACAUCCUCUUAGAAAAUGUGACCGUUGAUGGACAUAGCAUCCAACCCUUUUUCUUUUUCUUUUUCUUUU
This is a messenger RNA of Magnolia sinica, 1008 nucleotides long. Its product is annotated as probable xyloglucan endotransglucosylase/hydrolase protein 23. Gene Ontology annotation, biological process: xyloglucan metabolic process; cell wall biogenesis. Lineage: Eukaryota; Viridiplantae; Streptophyta; Magnoliopsida; Magnoliales; Magnoliaceae. The record is from RefSeq and is a predicted model, not a curated record. Gene Ontology annotation, molecular function: hydrolase activity, hydrolyzing O-glycosyl compounds; xyloglucan:xyloglucosyl transferase activity. The coding region runs from base 67 to 951 and encodes 294 amino acids. Gene Ontology annotation, cellular component: cell wall; apoplast. The transcript is spliced from 3 exons.